Messenger RNA from Fusarium proliferatum ET1, 1725 nucleotides. RefSeq lists its product as uncharacterized. Lineage: Eukaryota; Fungi; Ascomycota; Sordariomycetes; Hypocreales; Nectriaceae. The transcript has a single exon. The coding region runs from base 1 to 1725 and encodes 574 amino acids. The record is from RefSeq and is a predicted model, not a curated record.
AUGGAGCAUCAGCUCGAUAACUCGACACUCUCAGACACAAUGUACUCUCUCAUGUCUCCAGCCGUUCUGCUAGGGUCUCUUUUCUUCUCGUUCCUAGCUGCAGCGAAUUCUUCUAUACCACAAGUCACUCUUCAAGGCUAUGGUACAUUCGCUGGUACAAACAUCUCCAAGACCUUGCUCGGAGACAACCUUCCUCAACCCGUCAACGCCUGGCUCGGAAUUGACUAUGCCGAACAACCCGUAGGCGACAGACGCUUCCGCCCUCUGCAGUCCCAGCCCCAAUCCCUCAAGGGCGUGCAAAAUGCUACAAAAUACGGAUCAGUCUGCUUGCAGGAUCUCAUGUACCCUAACCCAGACGAACAAGACGAAGCGUGCUUGAACUUCAAUGUCUUCCGUACACCUGGCGUGCCGCUCAGCAAGAAACUACCCACGCUGGUUUGGAUCCACGGCGGUGGUUUUGCAUCAUUCUCAGGACGAGAUUUCGAUGGCGCUUCUUUUGUUGCGUCUUCUGCAGAUCCGGUUGUUGUUGUUUCGUUCAACUACCGUCUCAAUGCGUUCGGAUUCUUACCCAGCAAGCUGUUCGAGCGUGAGGGACUUCUAAACCUGGGUCUGCAAGACCAGCGCUUCUUCUUGCAGUUCUUGCAGAAACACCUGAGUUCGUUUGGUGGAGACCCUCGACAAAUCACGCUCGGAGGUUUAUCAGCGGGAGCACACUCUACUGCAUUUCACUACUUCCAUAACUAUGACUCUGAUAAGAACAAGCCUCUCUUCGCGCGUGCGAUUCUCCAAUCUGGUUCAGCGACAGCUCGAUCGUUCCCAGGUGUCGACUAUCCCAGAUACAAGAAAGACUUCGCAGGCCUGAUGAAGUAUAUCAACUGCUCCACCGACGUGAGCGACAAGGAGCAAAUGGGUUGCCUGCGCAGCGCGUCUGCACAAAAGAUCAGGGAAUACUCAGCAAAGGCAUACGAGGAUGCUAAAGAUCAACUGAACUGGCCUUGGCAACCGUCAAUUGGAGGCCCAUUGAUCGAGAAAGCGGGAUCAAAGAGUGAAGAAGAGGGCACGUUCCACCAUCUCCCUAUCAUCACGACCUAUACCUCCAAUGAAGGAAAAUACUACACUCCCGGUAACCUAGAAACCAACGAUGACUUUGUUCAAUUCUGGCACCGAAUCAGUCCUGGUCUCAACAUCACAGACCUCGCUCUCAUCAACGAGCUGUACCCAGACCCUGUAGCAUACCCUGACUCCCCAUGGGCCGGAUCCCCGAACAGCACUCAGUACAACCGCAUCUCAGCUGCAUGGUCCGACAUGGCGUACAUCUGCAUGAGCCGCCACACCGCCAUCACUACAUCCAGUGCUGGAGUUCCCACCUGGAGUCUUCAUUUCAACACUCCUGACUUUCCGUUGGUUGCGCAGUCCUGGAAGGGAAUUCCUCACGCCUCUGAUGCUGCAUACAUCUGGAAUGAUCCCCAUGUUGCUUAUCCUGAGACUGCGCGAAUUUACUACCAGUACAUCAAUAGCUUUGUCUUGACAGGUGAUCCUAACAAGAAGAGGUUGGAUGGAACUGUGGAGUGGCCGCAGUACAAGGCGGGUGAGAAGGGAAGUGCGUAUGCAAAGCAGCUUUUGGUGAACCCUGGAAACUUUACUGUUGUCGAGGAGGAUAGAGGUCGGGGAAGGCAGUGUGAAUUCUGGAAUGAUCUUGAAAGAGCUAGCCGUCUCUACAAGUAG